Hyaloscypha bicolor E is the source of this 1598-nucleotide messenger RNA. RefSeq lists its product as uncharacterized. The record is from RefSeq and is a predicted model, not a curated record. Lineage: Eukaryota; Fungi; Ascomycota; Leotiomycetes; Helotiales; Hyaloscyphaceae. Gene Ontology annotation, biological process: ribonucleotide metabolic process; RNA catabolic process. The annotation marks the transcript as partial. The transcript has a single exon. Gene Ontology annotation, cellular component: ribonuclease H2 complex; nucleoplasm.
GCAGAUUUGACUUUUGGGACUCGACGUUCUCUAUAUUUAAAAUGAAGACUCGUGCAACCAAAAGCUCUGGAAAGCCAACCACCGAGAACAUCGAGUCUACGAAAUCUGCAGGUCCAAAAGUCCAAUUAGGCGCAGACUCGACCAACCCUUCUCAGCUCUUCGUAUUACCGGAAGGUAUUACCAAACAAGCUCGAAUUGUCACUCUCCAAAACCCAAGAUUUCUCGACGAAAAUCGAUAUGUCGUUUGCCCGGAGCGCGGAUUCUACGAAUUCAAAGCAUUUACGGAACCAAAGACCACCCCCCGGAGCUGGCUGCUUUCGCAAGAGGUGAUUGCGGGACAGGAUGGAGCGGAGGGAACAUUAUAUGCCGAAUUAGAUAUCAAGAGAACUACCGAACCAAAAGGCUAUGUCACUCGAAACGCAAAUUUGUUUAUUGCAACGCCGAUCGAUUCUCUAUUUCUCAUUUUACCAGCUCUUGCACCUCUCCCGACGUCGAAGAGUGCGGAAGCACCGAAUAAAUUAUUCCUCACCGGCGAUGAUUACCUCGAGAAGCUCGCAUCUGCCUCUCCGCAAUUCAACUCUUUCUUGAGAACGGAAUCAAUACGAGUUGCCUUGGAAAAGAGAAUGACAGCUGUAUGCGAUACAGUCGAAGCAGGGGAUGAAACAAUGUAUCGAUUGAACGAAGGGAAACUGCUGGACGAAAUAUUGAGGAAGGCUAAGAAGAUGAUGGGUGCAAGUGGACUGCCUGCGAGCAUGGAGGAGAAACUUGUACGGAAAGCACUUGAUGUGCCAAUAUUGGGUAUAAAUCGAGAGGAAAGCUUGCAGAACCGAAACGAGGAAGACUCAAUCCCUGCCGAAUCAGGGAGUCAGACAUCGGCCGCAUGCACUCCAGACACUCAGACCACUGUUUCGUCAACGGACACUGCAACGAGCUCCUUUGCUGAAGCUUCAACAGCAGCCACCUCAUUCACCGACGAGUCUUUGAGUCUUCCGCCGAUUCAGAAGUUGAAAACACUACCUGCAAUCAACGCUCCGGAUGGAGUUGCUGAUCUUCUGAGACUCCGGACCGCCCUGUUCUUCAUUUGCUCCAAUUAUGUCCCUCCUCAUCUCAGCGAAAGCAUCAAAAAGAUGCUGGUCUCGUCGAGCUCGAAAGUCGACUUCAGCCGUCUGGAUUCCCAUUUGGCCCACCUCGCUAGAAUGAGGCAAGAAGCUGUGUCGAUGAGAUCCCUUGGUGACUUCUCACGGAAAAGAUCCAUGAUCGAGGACGAGGAUAGUGAAAUUCGGGCUGAGAAGAAGAGGAAGAAGGAGGAGGAGGAAAAAAGAAACAAAUCUGGAGUGAGUAGAGGGGUAAAGAACUUGAAAAAGGUCAACACAAGCGGGAUGAAGAAAAUGAGCGACUUUUUUAAGAAAAAAUAGAGGAGUCCUGUUGGCAAUGUUUUGCGUAAGGUGCCUGGGAUAUGGGGUUUAGGAUUAUGAGAUUCUUGUAUGCGUCUGGCGUUUGGAUGUAAGACUAUUUGGCUCGGAAAUAGAGAGCAGACCCAGUGGUCAAUUACACUGAAUAAUACCAUUCACGUCUUGAUCGGCUUGGUCGAUUCGAAC